Messenger RNA from Haliotis rubra (blacklip abalone), 2225 nucleotides. RefSeq names its product lysyl oxidase homolog 2-like. The coding region runs from base 312 to 1889 and encodes 525 amino acids. Lineage: Eukaryota; Metazoa; Mollusca; Gastropoda; Lepetellida; Haliotidae. The transcript has 9 exons. Gene Ontology annotation, cellular component: membrane. Gene Ontology annotation, biological process: peptidyl-lysine oxidation. Gene Ontology annotation, molecular function: copper ion binding; protein-lysine 6-oxidase activity. The record is from RefSeq and is a predicted model, not a curated record.
AGUGUGGUGCUGAGCGGCGAGGGGAGGAAAGUGGUCGCAGGAAUGUCAUGGAGAGCACACCGAGAUACUAGCUGGACCAUCGUAUCAUGAAAACGCUGCUUACGUAACGGAGGUGUGUCCAGAUCGUAAUUACUUUCAUUGAAAAGAUUUUUUUCAUUGAAACCUACCCAACCCCAGCCAAACGUCUGCUCGGUUCAGUUGAAGAACGCGCGUCAACGUAUCGUCUGCUACUCUGCUGUCGUCUGCUUUCUGUACUGUCGUCUGUUAGCCAUUACUGGAAAUACCCGAGAUUUGACUGAAUCAGCGGGAAAAUGAAUCUAUACAACUGUUUAUUUUCCUGCGUGUGUUUUCUGGUGGCAAUAUGUGUUACCUUGGGGCGACGACGGGGACCACGAUUCAGGAGUGGCGACGUCCGGCUUGUCGGAGGCCAAGAAAAUCAUGAAGGGACAGUGCUCAUUUACCACAGACAUACUUGGGGCGCCAUCUGUGACAAGGAAUGGGACUUCAAGGACGCUGAUGUAGUCUGCAAACAACUUGGGUUUUUGGAGGCAUACAAGGCUGCAUAUGGCAGUCAGUUCGGAAGAGGCGCAAGCAGAAAAUGGAUGACAAAUGUGAGAUGCAGCGGAUACGAGGACAAACUGAAAUACUGUAUGUUUCCGGGCUGGGGGCGCAUGCGCCGCGGUUGCUAUGGAAGCAGUCGUUCAGCUGGUGUCGUGUGUAGGCCACACCCAACGACCCCAGCGUCUACGACAACCACUACUGGGGCCACCACCACAACAACAAAAGAGAUUAUCGCGCCGAAAAAACAGAAAGAUCUUAAAAAACACCAACAGUAUUUAAUCGACAGAGAUUAUCGCCUACAGCAACAGUCCCAGUUCCAGGGCGAUGACCCAGCAGCGUCGAGCAACUCCUCAGAGCCCAGUCUGCUCCUGCGCAUGGUCGGUGGCAGAUACGAUUGGGAAGGUCGCAUUGAGGUCAAAGAAGAGCACAGCGAGUGGGGCGCCGUCUGUGGGGAGAAAUGGUCAAUCAAGGAGGCCAUGGUCGCGUGCAGGGAAAUCGGGCAGCCGUACGCCAAGCAAGCACUACAGGUGAACUAUUUCGGCGGGGAACAUUUACACAAGCACUACUAUCAGAUCAAGUGUAAAGGACGGGAAAGUCGCCUGGAUCAGUGUGAAAAGAUUCGGACAAACGUCGGGGUCACCUGCUCCAAAUCCAUUCUUGUCGCUGGCAUCGUGUGUACUCACCGUCUUCCUGACCUUAUCCCUGACCUUGAGAUCCUGGAGGAGUCUGUGAGACUGGCAGACCGACCCCUGUACUACCUACAGUGUGCCAUGGAAGAGAACUGUCUGGCGUCCUCAGCCGUUGUGAUCAGGAACACAAGCAAAAACUGGCACGCUCACAACAGACGUCUGCUGCGCUUCUCCACAGUCGUCCACAACGAGGGUCUAGAGGACUUCCGCCCAUACAGAGCCAAGUCAGCAUGGGAGUGGCAUGAAUGUCACAUGCACUAUCACAGUAUGGAAAUAUUUGCGCACUACGACAUCAUCGACGAUAACGGCAACAGGUUGGCUGAGGGAAGCAAGGCCAGCUUCUGUCUGGAGGACUCGGCCUGUCAGGAUGGAGUGGUCCCUAAGUUUGAUUGUGUGGGCUUCAGAGACCAAGGAUUGUCCGUCAACUGCUCCGACAACUACAUGUAUGACAUCGACUGCCAGUGGAUCGACAUCACCGACAUCAAACCCGGACAGUACACGUUUAAGAUGGCAGUAAACCCAACCCUUCUCGUGGCUGAAUCCGACUUCGACAACAACGUUGCCUCCUGCGAACUGUGGUACUCCGGCUACAACGCCCGAAUACACAACUGCGAGUUUGCAAGUUUACUCUCAGACUGAUAACGUCACUUCCGCUCAUGCGCACUGUGAUUCUUCCGGCGACAGCGUUUGUAGACGAAUAACUUUAGGUAUAUCCGGUUCAGGUAGAUGUUGUUUAAUGAUUAAAUCCAUUGUAUUUGUUUCACAUGUAUCAUUUCGUGUUGAUGUAUAAAUGCAAUUGUAAUUGAUAGAACGAUUUUGUUAACCUACUCAUUGAAGAAUUUAGUUAUUGACGUGUACAGAGUGUGUAUGUUAAUCAUCCACUGAAUAAACUUUACUGCAAACUGGCAUUAAAUGCUGAUUUGUGUAUGUAUGCGUUGUAAAAGUAUACUCAGCUGAAUAAACAACGAAACGCUU